UAAUGAAAAAGAGUGAAUUCAAUCAUACAUUGUACUACGGCAAAACUAUAUAUGAGAUAACAAUAGCCGAAAGUAAGAAAUAACAAGAAAUUCAUAUACUUUAUGUUCUUCACAAAGAAAAAUAACAUACAAACGCCACAGCCACAUUAUAACAAGAAAUUAUGGCCAUAAUAUAACUUUGAAUACAAAUUUUGAUAAAAAUCCGAUGCGGUGCUUAUAUUAUAUCGUUGCAUUUUGAACGCUUUUUGAUUAUUGGUCGUAUAUGGUGACUAGAUUUUUACACAGUAAUUUGAGUCGUCAAAACUUCAUUGUGCUACUCCCUAACAGAUUAUUUUUGGAUACUUGUUUAUUACUAAUUGCCUUUUUCGCACGCACAGACAUUUUUUCAACAUUGAUAAAAUAUCAAAUUACUGUCGCUUCUUUGUAUUCAUGUGCACUUUUCUUUAUCGUAACAAUUGUAUUCAUACACACACAAACGGAUUAGUGGCUGAUUCAUCUCGUACGUCCGCUUAAUAAGUUAAUGUCAUAAUAUAUACUUAUGUUUGACAUAUAGGAUAAGUUUUGUAUCAAAUCACACUGAAUAAUUGUUAGCGCGUAUGGAUCAUGUGGGCAUCGUAAAGUCAAUAAAAAAACUAGGCCAAUCGCUGAGGCGUGGAUAAAUACCCGGUUGUAAUAAAACUACCCGAUAUAUACUAGAAUAGUAAAUAACAGUGUAUGGAAUGGAUAAGUCAUUAAUAGAUCACCGAAUACUGCGUAACCAAUGAUGUUAGAUUACAAGAAAAUUGGAUAUUUUCUAAAACAUAUUAUAGUAUUUUUGUACUGCACCCAUUUCACGAAAGCCGAAGUGAAGUCAGUCAGCGCGUGCCAUGGUACCAGUAGUACAACAUGUAAUUUCAUAACCCUAGAGUGCGAGCCAGGAUCCAGAAUACGCCUCUUGUCAAUGAAGUAUGGCGUCAAAGACAACAACUGUAAUAGCAGAGAAAACCGAUGUUUGAAAUCCAACAGAAACGGUUGCUGUGCCUACAGCACGGAGGAUUGUAUGGACUACUAUAAUGACCUCCAUGCCUACAAUCUCCACAAGGAAUGCUCCGGCAAACAGAAAUGUGGCCCAAUGCCUGUUCCAGUCAAUAUCCUUAGUUCAUGUGAUGGCAGGACGUCUACUUACGCAUAUGUGACAUAUGAAUGUAUACCAGAUGAAAGUAUAGUGAGUCUUUGCCGAGUUGAUAAUUACGACAACUUACAGGAUACACACAUCAACGUGAUGUUCAGCAGCUCGGUAGAUAUGUUUUCCAGCCCUACAAAUUGCUCGUGCUUCAUUACGUCAAAUAGUACCAUUUAUUUAGACUACGUAGAUGUCAGAAUGAUAAAAACGGAGACCGACGGUCAAGGAAGUGACUGCUCUAUGGCGACGCUAACAACCGUACCUGAUGAUAAUAUAAACACUCAGUGUAGCAACGGCUGGAACGAAGAAGAAAACUUUGUCUAUAACAUUCUUGCUGAAGCUAAUACAUUGAUAGAGGUUAAACUUCUUAAUUUGUAUAGAAGUGGAAAUGCUGAUGCGCCUAAAUUCAUCUGGCUUAGUGUAUAUGCUGAUGAUCAAAACAAUGUGAACGUACAGUGUUUCAAGCAUGCAGAUUACACAACACUUCUUCCUCCUCAUACUACAUCAAAAGGUGACACUACAUCAAAAGGUGACACAAGCGAGCCAACCAACACAACAGAUCCACAAACAUCGCUGACUGGUGAUGAAGAUUCAAACAUCGGAGCUAUUGUUGCAGGAAUACUUGUACCAGUCAUCCUGCUUGCAGUUGUUGGAGUUGUCGUUGCUUUCCUUGUACGGAAAAGACGUGGAUAUUUAUGUAGGAAGAAGCAGAAACAUGCAACACCAAACAAGUAUACAGAAAGGCCAGAAAUCGAGAAUUCAGUCGAGAACAGUGAGUAUGCAGAGAUUGGUUUUGUGCCUGAUGUACCUAGCACAGAACCAAAUUACGAUCCUGUGUACGAGCCAAAGAAUAAAAAGACAACUCAAGAAUUAAAUGGACACACGUAUCAGAACGUUGGGGAAACAAGUAAAGAAGAAGGGAAACAAUCAAAAACAUCGAAAUGGCCACUAGGAAAACUGAAAUCUCAUACGGAUAGAUUGAUUUCGUUCUUUAAAAAUCAGACUGAAAAUGAUAUUCCACAAGUGCAGAAACGAGGAAGAGAAAACUCCGCUGGAACGUAUGAUCAUUUGAGACCAGCGUCGGCAAAUUCGGAAGUUCAUGUUGAAGUUACACCGCCUUGCGAGGAGCCCAUGCACAUAUAUUCCCACACAAAUGACGAGUCAGUUAAACGACAAGUAGCUAUUAAACAAAAUGACAAGGAUAUACACACCAAGAAAACUAAAGCGUCUCCUAAAAUAGAAAAGCAUCCGAAAGUUCCUACAGAAGAAAUAAAUGCUUUCCACGUUGGGGACUCUUAUAUAGAGUUUCAAUUCGGCACCGUAGAUGAAAACCACCCAGACCUCGUUAAGAGUCCAAAAGACAAUGAAAACGCAAGACCUGCUCCACCAAACCGACCUCCCCCUUCGCCUAGAACAGCCGCUAAGAGUGACAAAACACCAACUCCAAAGUCAAGUCCGAAACAAGCUCGUCCAGUACUGAAUGUAAAAAACGAUACACGAUCAAAAUCCCCAAAUUUCCUUUCACCAGGUCAUACAAGUCCCGAUGACGCAUCAAACUACGAUUAUGCUGCUGGGACACACGUAAGACCACGAAGUGUAAGUCCACAUACUUCGGACGUUUCUGACGUAUCAUCUGAACAUUCGUACAAAAUUUUAGAAAAACAGGAGUUGUAUGACUAUGCUGACGUCAGUGAUGAUGAACUAGCAGAUGAAGCGCAUACAUACACGUCUGGAUCAAUAUAUGAAGAUGUUGAUAAAGAUCCUAGAUCAGCAAGUGUACGAAAACACAAAAGUGCAACAGAAGUUCCACUAGAUACCAAUGGAUACCUCGAGCCAGUCACAAGCCGAACACGUGCAAUAUCUUCACCAGGUGUAAGCUCUGACCUGACGGAACACAAAAAUAAGUCAAAUACACCGAUAUCCACUACAAGCAUGUUGAAUAAGGAGUUGAAAGACAAAACGCAACAGAAAAAACAAACCAAGAACACACACGACGAUGUGAGCAAAAGUAACGCUAAGGGACUUAAUUCUAUAGCAACACACUCACAAAAGGUCGGUGAUGAUAGUAAUGCAGUGAAAAGUGAUAAUGUUGAUACCAAAGACUACCAAAAAGUUGAUGGAGUAAAAGGCGUGCUAAAGAUGGCCCAAAUAUUUGAAACCAAAGACAGUGAAAGCGAUUCAUCCAGACAAAGUUCUCCACGAAAUAUACAAGUCACAAACCUUCCAAGAAACAGUCCAAACUUUAAGACAUCGGAUGCAUGACCUUAAAAGCAAUUCGAAAGUUUCGUUAUCCCUUUAUAUUUUAUUUUUGUUCAAGAAUGUUGUCAUAACAACCAGUGUUCAUCAGUGAUUUCAGAUGAUAUAUUCACAUGCAGUUUCACAAUUGUUUUAAUUAUCAUUACCCAAUGUAAUUCAUAUUAUUACCUGUUCAUUAUUUAUAUGAAUUUAUAACACAAUGUGCCAUUCUUUUUACAUUUGUACAAUUUAUUACAAAUUGAGUAUUGCUUUAUUAUGUAACUUCUAUUUUAUCUGUAAGUCUUAAAUAAAGUCAAAAUUAUA
Molecule: messenger RNA, 3721 nt
Organism: Mercenaria mercenaria
Lineage: Eukaryota; Metazoa; Mollusca; Bivalvia; Venerida; Veneridae
Exons: 7
Coding region: 761-3424 (887 amino acids)
Source: RefSeq, a predicted model, not a curated record